AUGUUCUGGCGAUUCGGGGGGUACGCUAAUAUCUCCACCGUCGACACUCUACUCGACAAACCCGAUGUCAGUCUUGAGGAGCUGUUGGACGAGCCGGAGCUCAUUUCCGAACUGAAACAACAUAAUACGAAACUCAUAGAAUAUUUACGAGAGGACCAUAUACUGAAAAAGCUGUUGGAAUAUGUGGUCGCGCCGCCUUUAAUUAAUGACGAUGAUAAUGACGAUGACGACGAUGAUGACGCAAAGAAAAAAUCUGAUGAGAAGUCCGCCGCUGAAGAUGAUACUAAAAAGGAUGAGGAUAUCCUUGAACCCGAGGAUCUGGAGAGGGCCGAUAAGCAGCGUUCCAAGUUCGCCUACAUGGCUUGCGAGAUCUUAUCCUCGGAAACGUGGUCAAUUCUGGAGUCAAUAAUGCUCAACGAAGCGUAUUUGCGAGAGUUUUGGAACUUUAUGAAACGACCAGCGCCCUUGGACUCUGCUCAGGCCGGCUACUUCACCAAAGUCAACGAAGUUUUGUUUGAUAAAAAGACGGAAGAAAUGCUCGAGUUUUUCAAGUCGCUGAAAGGUAUCGUUCCUGCUAUAUUGCAACAUGUGGACAAUCCCAUGGUGAUGGAUCUGCUAUUGAAAAUCAUUAGUCUCGAAAAGGUGGAGGGUGGACAAGGCAUCGUCGACUGGUUGAAAGACGAGGAUCUUAUCCCUGUCCUGCUCUCUUACAUUUCAUCCGAACACUCAUCUUCCAUGCAGACUUCUGCCGGUGACUUUUUGAAAGCAAUCAUCACCAUCUCAGCAAAUGCAACCCAAAACGAGCAGUCCUGCAUUGGACCAAACAGCCUAACCAGGCAACUUGUCUCGGCUCCAUGCGUUGAACAACUCAUCGGGUUCAUGCUCCAAGGAGGAAAUUCGCUUACUGUGGGCGUCGGUAUCGUCAUUGAAGUCAUUCGCAAGAACAAUUCCGACUACGAUGAGAAUAUCGGAGGACCAGAUGCACGGCCCAGCAUAUAUGACCCGAUUUACCUGGGAACUCUACUCCGACAAUUUUCAACGCACAUUCCCGACUUCAUGGCUUUGAUUCUCAGUUCAAAGCACACCGUUGUUGAAAAUGGGCAAAUAAAGAUCAAGGACCGUGGACAGCUCAGUUCUGCAUGGGGCAUGAAGAUUGAGCCUCUGGGCUUUGAUCGCUUCAAGACCUGUGAAUUGAUGGCGGAGCUUCUUCACUGUAGUAAUAUGGGCUUGUUAAACGAAGUCGGCAGCGAGGAUUACAUCCGACAGCGCGAUACUGAGCGGGAGAACUUGCGAGCCCAGGGCGCGUUUGACUUGAAUAGGAAGGAAGCUUCUGGCAUGGCUUUCAGUGAAAAUGCUGGGGAGUCGGAACAAGAACAAGCCUUCAGAGUCGAACCCCAGUCAGCGACAGUAGAAAACGUCAAUGCCAGCGACGAUGACGGCUUCGAAGAUGUUGGUUCCACGAAAGACCUUGGUCCAGAGAUCAAAACAGAUGCGGGAGAGCAGCCUCAACCGGAGAAAGUCGAAUUCCAUGCGCAAAGUCCGGGUCUUCGUAUUGAAGACAGCAUUGUUGAAGAAACCUUGAAGAAUUCCAGCAAAACUGAGACUGGUCUUGCUCCUGUUGAGUCUUCGGUUGAUCCUAUAUCACCUACCGCAUCUGGUCUUACAGAAAGUGUCAAUGAGAUUACAUUGAACAAGAGUGAGCAAGUUUCUGCAGUAGACGAGCUCAAAGACCAAGCCAAACCCACGGUAGAAUCUCAUGCUGAAGAUACACUUACGUCUACGACACAAUCGGAGCUGCAAAGUGAAUUGAGACCAGAAGGGCCAUCUGGCACAAAUGACGAGGGGCAGUCAAAUGACUCUCAAGCUACGCAUAUCGAAGAUGAGUUUGCACCUCAGAUUCAAUAUGACCAUUCUGGUCAGCCUGUUGUUGGUGACUUUUUAAAAAUUCAAUUUGUGGAACAUAAAGUUGUUCCAACAAUUUUGGAUUUCUUCUUCCGCUUCCCUUGGAACAACUUUCUACAUAACGUAGUGUAUGAUGUCGUUCAACAAGUUUUUAAUGGAUCAAUGGAUCGAGGAUACAACCGAUGCCUUGCUAUCGAUCUUUUCAAUGCUGGCCGCAUUACAGAGAAAGUUGUUGAAGGUCAAAAGCGCAGUGACGAGGCUCAGACUACGAAAAAUACAAGGCUCGGCUACAUGGGCCAUUUGACUCUGAUUGCAGAGGAGGUUGUGAAAUUUACCGAGCGUCAUCCUGCUGAAAUUCUCUCGCAGAGUGUCAUGGAUAAGGUUCUUCAUCCCGAUUGGGUUGAAUACGUUGAGCGAACACUCUCGGAGACGCGCGAACGUGACAAUGCUAUUCUAGGAGGCACCCGACCUGACCUUAUGGGCCACCGCCAGGCUGUAAUGAACGCCGUACAGGGCUUUACUGGCUCAAACGCUCUCGCCAACGCCGGACUCAAUGGAGGAAACGGCGGUUCUAGUUUCGAAAAUUUCGACUCCAUGACGCAUGGCAGCGCAUCCAGCGGCGCGUUCGGUCUAGGAGGUAGCAACUCCCUUCUCAGCGGCUUUGGAAGCUCCAGCGAUGAUGAAGACGAGGAGAUGGAAGAUCAAGACGACGACGACACCAGAGGAUUUUCAGACAACCUCGCAGAAAGCGGAAUAGAAAAUGAACCCGCAUCAUCAUCAACUAGCCAGCCUAUCCCCAUCCUGGCUCCCCCACCUGCCCCUCUGAAUAUCGUCCCAUCACGGGCACGUCGCCAGCUGGCUGCACGACUAGCCCUUCACAAACAACAAGCCAAUGCCGCUGCCGAGAACUCAAGCGACCAGUCUAAUGCUGAGGAAUCGCAUCACAAUGGACAAUGGCAGUCGAAUCCGUUUAUCAUUGCCGAUCUCGAAGAUGACACCCGUGAGCUAGGGUCUGCUGAGUUUUCAGCCAUGGAUGAGAAUGACCAACCAUCUUCGCCGACAUUCCACACUGGCUUUACACCCCCUGGCUCGCCGUCCACCAAUUCUUCAGAUGACACUAGCGGCGAUCCCAGGGAAACAGUAAGACGCAAAGUCCGAAUACCUUUGGAAGUAGAAGAUGACGAUGACGAUGAAAUGGGAGAAAUGGUCGGUCCCGGCUCCGGCUCCGGCUCCGGCAUGAUGGACUCUGACGAGGAGGAAGAAGCCAUCAUCAACGAAUCACUCGGCUAUUCGAACUUGUUCGGGGCCGGUAGAUACGGCGGUUUCAAUCGCGCAUACGGCCGCAACGGACAAUCUUCAUUCGACGACGAUGACGACGAUAACGACAGUAGCGAUGGAGAGGAUGGACUUGUCGAGAUCUUGGUCCCUGGCCGCAAAUCAUUUUCUUCUAAUUAG
Molecule: messenger RNA, 3357 nt
Organism: Talaromyces amestolkiae
Lineage: Eukaryota; Fungi; Ascomycota; Eurotiomycetes; Eurotiales; Trichocomaceae
Exons: 4
Coding region: 1-3357 (1118 amino acids)
Cellular component (GO): cytosol; nucleus
Molecular function (GO): protein phosphatase binding; protein phosphatase regulator activity
Source: RefSeq, a predicted model, not a curated record